AUGAUGUCCAUGUCACAUCGGAGUGAGCUGCUGGAAUCUGUUCAGGACCCCGAGCAGAUCACGAAGCUUUUGUGUUCCAAGUUUUCUCAGCUUAUUGACAGGGUCGCACAGGCCGAGGAAGCGACUGAUGUGGCUUCAAAGCGCUCUGAGCAGCUGAGGCAGAAGGUGCAAGACUCAGCAGAUCGCCGACAGGCGACCACGACACAGAUGCAAAGCUCCUUGCGAACGCAAUUGUCAGAGGCCGAAGCCGCGCAACACCGGCUCAAAGAAGCCAGGGCGAGUGCGGAGUUUGCCACCGGAGAGGUUUUGCGAGCCAAAGAGGCAGCCCACUCCCUCAACGAGGAUUGUGAACGGUUGAGCUCGCAAUGCCGCGAGGAACAAAGAAGCCUCGAGGAGACCUCUGCGCGGUGGCAGCAAGAAGAGCAGAGCGGUGCCACGUGUGAGCGAGAACGCCAGCGGCUCCGAGCAGAAGUGGAGGCGGUAUCACAACGCCUAACCGUGCAGGAAGAAGAGUUGGCGGCAGAUUACCAGCGUGAUCGCCAGCGCCGCGGGGACCUGCGUCAGUUGGAGAUGCGUGUCCAAGAUGCAGGCCGCCAGCGGAUUGCAGCAGAAAAGCGCUUACAAAGUGUUCAGGAGGAGCUGGGUAAUACCCAAAAACAGGUUGCUCAACACAAAGAGCGCUUGGAUGUGGCUCAGCAACAGUUGCAGAUUGGCCAUGAGGAGCUCCUCCAAGAGGCCCACCGCCUUGAAGAAGCCCAGCGGCAAAAGCGCGAGGUGCAGCAGGAGGACGUGCUGGCAAAAGAGGCCCUGGAACGGCUGCGGCAAAUGAAGGUACGCUCAGAGGCACAAUGGCAGGAGAAGGUAGAAGCUGAAAGCCAGCUUCAGGCUGCGCAGCUGAAGAAGCGUUGUGCUCAAGAGCUGACGGAGACCCUGGAUAUCAGGCAGAAAGAGGCCCUUGCAAGGCUUUCCAGCUUGGUAGACUGCACUGCUGCGAAGGACCUUGAACGUUGGCAGCAGCGCCUCAAGGUUUUGGGAGAGUCGGUCCGACAAUUGAGGUGCACUUUGCAACAGCUGGAGGUAAGCACAAAGGGUGCAAACACGGUCGGCGUCUCGCUGCAGGAGGAAUUGCAGCGAGUGUUCCUGGCCACUGAGAAGCUCCGCCGAGAGAGAGAAGAGGCUGCCCAGAGCCCUGCACUGGUCAGGCUGCGGCAAGCGGAGCCCGCCCUGGAAGCGGCCAGGCGACGAGCGCGUGAGCUGGAAAUGAAGUUGGAGGAUGUGCAGGGUGAGGUGGCCUGUGCAAAGCAACACAAGGAGUGCUUCCUUCGCGAGGCAUAA
Molecule: messenger RNA, 1335 nt
Organism: Durusdinium trenchii
Lineage: Eukaryota; Dinophyceae; Suessiales; Symbiodiniaceae
Source: the annotation of a GenBank genome assembly